Pseudozyma hubeiensis SY62 is the source of this 1554-nucleotide messenger RNA. RefSeq lists its product as hypothetical. Gene Ontology annotation, cellular component: membrane. NCBI's taxonomy places the organism in Eukaryota, Fungi, Basidiomycota, Ustilaginomycetes, Ustilaginales, Ustilaginaceae. The record is from RefSeq and is a predicted model, not a curated record. Bases 1 to 1554 code for a protein of 517 amino acids. The transcript is spliced from 2 exons.
AUGACGAAAUCUGCGCUGCGAUGCCUGAAUCUAGCCUAUGCCAGGAUUCCAGGGCGGUUGCCUCCACCCAAGGCGACGGAACAAGCUGAGGUGGCGAACAGAAAUCGAGGCACCGGUGCUACUCUCGCGGAAUUACCGAAAAAUCCAACUGGAAGAGCACAGGCCACAGCGGCUAGUUUUAUUGACUCGUGGCACAGUCAGGAUCCGACCCUCCUCGACCAACACCACCACCACCAAGCAGCUGUUGCAUCGCUGAUCCAACUCGAGUUGCACCUGUGGAUCUGGGAGCUUUCGUACAUCGCUGCAGCCACAGCCAGCCUUCUCUUCGAGCCCACCUUGACACCGACACCAUCUCCCAUCAUGGGCGCACCGGAAGUCGACGGAGACAACUGCAAGCUCAUGGGACCAUUCGCGCUCUUCGUACAAGCCAUUAUGGGCAUCCUCGUCAUCGGCUCGCUCGUGUACAAGCGUCAAAGGGAGAAGCCGAAACGCAAAUGGAAGAUCUGGGCUCUCGACAUUUCAAAGCAGAUGCUUGGUCAACUCUUCGUGCACAUCCUCAACGUGAUCCUCUCCGACUUUGUGGCAAGUGGCGGCGGCGAGAAUCCCUGCUCGCUCUACUUUCUCAACAUCCUCGUCGAUACUACCGUUGGGGUCUUCUUCAUCUACGUUGCGCUCAAGUACGUCACCUACUAUCUCACCGAACGACUCGGCCUCGAGGGCUUCGUUUCGGGUCAGUACACUCCAGCGCUUCCGUCCAUCGUCCCCGCAUCGUCUGGCGAGCCCGGCUCUUCUGCUCAAGCAGGCGCCGAUCGUAGAGCAUUCCGCCGAGGCAGGCCAAGGAUCGAGUACUGGUUGAAACAGCUGGCAUCGUACCUUUUCGUGCUGUUCCUUAUGAAGAUGGCCGUUCUUGUCAUCUUUGCUUUGUUCCCUUUCCUCUUCGACGUCGGCUCGUGGAUCCUGGGCUUCUUUGGCAGCCACAAGGAUGUCCAAGUGCUCUUCUCCAUGGCACUAUUCCCGCUUGCCAUGAACGUGUUGCAGUUCUGGCUCAUCGAUUCCCUCCUCCGCCACAAUCCUUACACAUCGGCGUAUUCCAAGGUCAACCCGGACGACGAAGAUUUCCUCAACAGUUCCGAUCGCAUCUCUCACGAGUCGCACCAUGAAAGCGACGACGUUGGCGGUCGUGCACACUCGAUAGGCGAAGCAAGCGACGAUGAAGCAGAUGACCUCGACAAACGUCACAUCCAACCGCAUGCGUCCGGAUCAGGUAGGUCGAGACGCAGACCUUCACCGCAAAGAUCAGCUACAUUCGAUGAGCCCUACGACUAUCCACCACCGUCGGAUGUUUAUGGCUCGGUGCACAAGUCCCCGCCGUUACGACCGGCAAGACCGACGGACGAGAUGAGACGUCAAGCCAGUCUGACGCUGUCGGAUGCUGGCUCGGAUCAAGAUGCGGAUGGUCGAAGCAUACACCAGACACUGUCGGAUAGCAAGGCUUCGCUACAACGGGUUGAGAAGCAUCGUCUGAAGCAGGUCGGAAAGGACGGUGGUAGCUGA